Molecule: messenger RNA, 3705 nt
Organism: Pelobates fuscus (common spadefoot toad)
Lineage: Eukaryota; Metazoa; Chordata; Amphibia; Anura; Pelobatidae
Gene: TRAPPC14
Product: trafficking protein particle complex subunit 14
Exons: 11
Coding region: 41-1792 (583 amino acids)
Biological process (GO): cilium assembly
Cellular component (GO): TRAPPII protein complex
Molecular function (GO): alpha-tubulin binding
Source: RefSeq, a predicted model, not a curated record
GUUCUCGCGCUCGGCUGCUCAUGCCUGCCGCUCUCCCAUCAUGGAGUCGCAGUGCGAUUACUCCAUGAUCUUCCCGGCCUGCCCGCUCCUGCCGUCAGACCUGCCCGCCCGGUACCGCUCCCUGCCCCGCCGCAACCACCUCUACCUGGGCGAGACCCUGCGCUUCCUGCUGGUCCUGCGGCUGCGGGGCUCCGGGGAGGCCGCGCAGGACAGGGCGGGGUCUGAGGCCUGCACUCCGGGGGAGAAAUCUCAGGAAAGCCCGCGGUCUGAGGCCUGCUCCUGGGCCCCGCUGGCCGCCUCGCUCUCCGCCCUGGCCAGUGUGUGUCCGGGGGAGGAGGGGCUGGAGGAGGAGGAGGAGGAGGAGGAGGGGGAGAGCGGCGGGGGGUACCGGGGGUGCAGGGCCAUCCUCAGCCAACAGCAACCGGGGGCCCCGGGAGCAGCAGGAUCCGGGACUCCUGUAACAGACCCUGUAGUCUCUUGCGAUGAGGUCAUAUUUCCAUUGUCUGUCUCUUUGGAUCGCCUCCCACCUGGGACAGUCAAAGCCAAGAUAAUUGUAACCGUUUGGAAGAGGGACACAGAGCUGUCCCGCGUGAAAGCACUUGGUUAUCGAUCUCUCUUACUGAAUUGCACUCCAGGCCAGAUUUUCAGAGAGGAGCAAGGAACCUUCAAAGCUCAAGUGAGCACCCUGCUGACCGUGCUCCCACCUCCCACCCUCAGGUGCCGUCAGAUAAAUGUGUCUGGGAAACACCUCACUGCCCUAAAAGUGCUGAAUACUUCCUCCCAGGAUGACCUCUGUAUCAGAGAUGUGCGGAUCCUGCCCAACUUCAACGCCAGUUACCUCCCGGUCAUGCCAGAUGGUUCAGUACUGCUGGUGGACAAUGUCUGUCAUCAGUCGGGAGAUGUAAGCAUGGCUUCCUUUCUGCGCCUUCACAGUGGCUCCUCUCACCUUCCCAGCAUGCUCUGCUCCCUGGAGGAGCAUAACUUUCUAUUCCAACUGCAGGCCGGAGAGCGCCCCCCUGAGGAUGCAAAGGAGGGUUUGGAGGUCCCCCUUGUUGCCAUUAUUCACUGGUCUACCCCCAAACUUCCUUUCACAGCCGGUAUUUACACCCAUUACAAACUCCCAAGUAUUCGCCUGGAGAGGCCGCGUUUUGUGAUGACUGCUCGCUGUGAUUCCCCUGUACAAACGCACACACCGUUCCGUGUUACCUACACUCUACUCAAUGACCUUCAGGACUUCUUGGCAGUUCGACUCGUGUGGACACCUGAAACCAAUACAGCUGUCAGCGGUAGAUGCUUGUCGGAGGAGGAUCGGCGCGUGACACAAGCAGCGCAGGAAGCUGUGGUGUGUUACACUCCUAUUAACAGCCUGGGAUUCUGCCGCAAGGGAAGCUCAGUGACUAUUGGUGUCACUUUCAUGGCUCUGCGAGCCGGACUUUUUGAGCUAAGUCAGCAUAUGAAAUUAAAGCUCCAGUUUACAGCCAGUGUGUCCCAGGCUCCUCCAGACGCACGCCCUGUAUCCCGGCGGAGCAGCCCAAGCAGCCCAGCACUCAGGGACCUGGAAAGGCAGCAACAAGGGGGCGCGCUGGGAAGGUCGCAGUCCUUCUCCCACCAACAGCCGCCACGUGGCCAGCUCAUAAGGACUGGCAGUGUGAUGGAGCGUCGUGCUAUCACUCCACCUGUGGGAUCACCACUUGGUCGUCCACUGUACCUGCCGCCAGAACGUGCUGCCCUUUCCCUGGAUAAAAUCGCAAAGCGCCAGUGCAAAGUGCUGGUGGUGAAUCUGGUUCAGUGAUGAAGUGGACCUUACACAAACUGCCAUUGAAGGUGCAGAGAGAAGAGGGCUCACUAAGAACAUGGAACAGAAGGCACAGCUCCGAGCGUGGGCUGACUGGGAGAGGGACCAGACAGACUGUGACUACACUCCUCCGACAAAGACAUGUAGUCCAGUUAAAGCGGUACUUAUUCAGAUUGGCCACUCUAGAAUUAAAGGAAUUUAGGGAAAAAAAGUUUGUCAAUGUGGUGAGAUCACCAAUCCAGGGUGGCCAAACGGUAGAUGUCUAGCUGUUCUGAUGCCUUAUAAUGCAAAGCAUAAUGGGUGAUGUGGUUUUACAACAGCUAGAACUCUACAUAUUGGCUAUUCCUUUGUUAAGCUAACCCAUGAUAAAGGGAGGAGGACAGGACGUAUGCAUUUGAUACCUCAUCUCUCUCCUACUUUCAGGAUUUUAUUAUGUUUACAUAUUUUAUUUACUUUGGUUUUUUUUAAUGAAACAUUUCAAAUAGACCAGUACUGCAAGCCAAAAAAGGCCAACCCAAACACCUCUCUUUUCUGUACAGAAUUCUAGUAUUACCCAAAAUGAGUUCCACAAAAUAUGUUUGGGAAGAAGAGAGGAGGUGUGAAACUCAUACUACUGACCAGAAUUUAUUAACUAGGCUAUAGAAGAUGUUCAUAGGGAUAAUUAACCUAAGAACUCUAAACUUAAAAUCUACUGGAACACACGGUACAAUUUGUACUAUGAUAUACACUGGAGACCAAAGCAAUAUAAUUAAAAGACAAAGAUUGUCCAGAAUGGCAGCCACAUGACUGACUGCGACCAAAAGGAAUAUCCACCUGCACAGCGUUAAAUCACAAUGUAUUGUCCCUAGACUCGAUUUUUGCUGAUGUCCUCUCGCUAGGGGAGGAAAGCUAUGCAUGUGUACGAACAAGUGGUCAAAGCACAAAUUUACAGCCACGUGGGCUGACAGGACGGGAUACGCUCCAAGGUUUUUUCUUUUUUCUGCAUUAAUGCAGAUUGACACAAUGUGGUCAAAUAGCCAAAUAUUUUCCAAAAUAGUGCCACAUGGGCACAGAUUAACUGUAACUGCUGAAUGGGUUUAUCAGUGGUGGGUAAACUUUUACAAUAUACAGAUCUAGUUUUCCAAUAAUAUUGAGCCAGGAUUGUGAGACAAGUAGUCCACAAGAGUUCUAGACCUAAACGGUAACCCUUACUGUGUUUGAGUCCCUCGUAGACAAUUUUACCUAAUAACAGUGGUAUUAUAUGGGAGUUUGAUGGAUAUGCCCCUUAGGCCCUGCAAUCAGCUGCCUUUGCCCUGAUGUUUAGGAGGAAUGGGUGGCAAUUCGCUUAAUCUGCUCCCACUCUAUUUGUAGGGAUGCUAAAUGAAAGAGGGGGACAAGUUUAGGCCACCAAACAAACCAAUAUGUUUAAAUAAAGAAAGUGAGUGACAUGUUUAUUGUGUUUUAUAGCAAGUCCCAUGAAUGGAUUAUAUCGGCCGUCUGUACGUUUGGAUGAGCUAAAUGCUUGUCAGACAACUGCAGCAAAAUUCACUGGGGCUACAUCAGGGUCUGCCUCGUCUUGUGUAAACUGACUGCACAACAGGACGCUUGCUUGUAGUUUAAAUGCUUUGUUUCUGGCUGUCACUGGAAGAUCCUGAGCUGAGACUUGAAAAACUGCACGUAUUGUAUUAUUUGCCAAUAUAUGGGGAGAUCCCAGACCUGCACUUAUCAGCCCAAUAUACCUGCCAAUACUUGAGUGCUUUCUGUGUCCCUACAAACCACAGAUACUGGAUUUUAAGAUUUCGUUUUGUUUAUGUCAUUGAAUGUUUUUUUUUGUUUUUAUUUUUGUUGUCCAUCGCACUUUAUGUUUUAUUAAAUGCGUCUAAUUUAUUUUGAACAAAAAACUGGAAAAUAUAAAAUGCAUUUUGAAGGGA